AUGGAACCCAAAGUAAAUUUGCUAGAAGACCCCGUGUAUAAAAAACUGAAAGAUUAUUAUUCUGCGAACUCCGAGAAGAUUAAUAUUUAUCAACUGUUUCAACAAGAUCCUGACCGCUUUAAAAAGUUUAGCCUCUGCAUUCCAACACCGAAUGAUGGUGAGAUCCUGUUAGACUAUUCAAAGAACCGAAUAGAUGAUGCAGUGUUUGGACUUCUGAUGCAGCUCGCAAGAAGUAGGAAUGUGGAGCAGGCUAGAGAUGCUAUGUUUUCAGGUCAAAAGAUCAACUUCACAGAAGACCGAGCUGUACUGCAUAUAGCACUUCGUAAUAGAGAAAAUCGGCCCAUACUAGUGAACGGCAAAGAUGUCAUGCCUGAUGUCAACAGUGUCUUACAACAUAUGAAGGAAUUCACUAACCAAGUCAUUAGCGGAUCAUGGAAAGGUUAUACCGGCAAAAGUAUUACCGAUGUUAUCAAUAUUGGCAUCGGAGGUUCAGAUCUUGGCCCUCUCAUGGUAACUGAGGCGUUAAAACCCUAUGCCAAUCAUCUUAAGGUCCACUUCGUAUCAAAUAUAGAUGGUACUCACUUGGCCGAGGUACUCAAACGCUUGAAUCCGGAGACCAGCCUCUUCAUCAUAGCAUCAAAAACCUUCACCACACAAGAAACUAUCACCAAUGCUACCUCCGCUAAGGAAUGGUUCCUGAAUUCAGCUAAAGAUCCGUCAGCGGUAUCAAAGCAUUUCGUAGCACUCUCAACUAAUGGAGAGAAAGUCACCGCUUUUGGUAUUGAUCCCAAAAACAUGUUUGGUUUCUGGGACUGGGUUGGAGGAAGAUACUCCUUGUGGUCGGCGAUUGGUCUGUCAAUAUCUCUAUACAUUGGUUUCGAAAACUUCGAGAAACUGUUAGAAGGCGCCCACUUUAUGGAUAAGCAUUUCAUGAGUGCACCGUUGGAACAAAAUGCUCCAGUAAUACUUGCAAUGCUUGGUGUGUGGUAUGGAAAUUUCUAUGGCGCCGAAACACAUGCACUUUUACCAUACGACCAAUACUUACACAGGUUCGCGGCAUAUUUCCAACAGGGUGAUAUGGAAUCGAACGGCAAGUAUGUAACAAGGAGCGGUCAAAAGGUUCAAUAUAGUACAGGGCCAGUUGUAUGGGGAGAACCGGGAACUAACGGACAACAUGCAUUCUAUCAGCUAGUGCACCAAGGAACCAGACUGAUCCCGUGUGACUUCAUCGCACCAGCUCAAACCCACAACCCUAUCUCAUCUGGAGUUCAUCACAAGAUCCUGUUGGCUAACUUCCUGGCGCAGACGGAAGCUCUCAUGAAGGGAAAGACAGCGGAUGAGGCUAAAGCGGAACUCGUCAAGUCGGGCAUGGCACCGGAAGCGAUCUCCAAGAUCCUUCCUCACAAGGUCUUCACCGGAAACAGACCGACCAACUCUAUCGUAGUUAAGAAAGUUACACCCUUCACACUAGGAGCACUCAUUGCCAUGUACGAGCACAAGAUCUUCAGUCAAGGCGUUGUGUGGGACAUCAACUCGUUCGACCAGUGGGGCGUGGAGCUCGGCAAACAGCUGGCAAAGAUCAUAGAACCAGAGUUAGCGGAGGGAGGCGCGGUCACCUCGCACGACGCCUCCACAAACGGGCUCAUACACUUCCUUAAGAAAAACUUCUAA
Molecule: messenger RNA, 1671 nt
Organism: Danaus chrysippus (African queen)
Lineage: Eukaryota; Metazoa; Arthropoda; Insecta; Lepidoptera; Nymphalidae
Source: the annotation of a GenBank genome assembly